This is a messenger RNA of Epinephelus lanceolatus (giant grouper), 2218 nucleotides long. The record is from RefSeq and is a predicted model, not a curated record. Lineage: Eukaryota; Metazoa; Chordata; Actinopteri; Perciformes; Serranidae.
GAAGAAACGUCACAUCCGGUGAAGAAAGGGGACUCAAUUGAGAACUCCCGGCGCCAAAAACAAAUUUUUUUGUCAUUAAACGGACACUAAAGAAAAUUCAAAUGUGUACAACGGUGGACACUGGAGAGAUCAUCAUCCUCAGUGAUGAUGAUGAUGAUGACUGUGAAGAAGAUGUAUCAUGCAGUGAACCCUCGGUUCUCCUGGUGGAGGUGGAGGAUGUGAAGCAGAGUGACUGUGUUUUAUCUCCCACUGCUCUGGAUGAAGACCUGGUCGUCACCUACUCCCGCCGUGCUGAGGUGCUGCCUCAUGCUCGCUACGACUGUCCCAUACAUCCUUUUGCGGCUACAGAUUGUGAGAUUGGUGCUCCUGUGGCUUCUAACCAGCUGAUGUGUGAACAGUGCUUCUGCUACAUCUGUGACAAGUUGGCGUCAUCGUGUGUAAUGUGGUGUCACAGCGGUAUGUGUCACUGCAACAGCCACAAGAGGAGCGAGUUCUGGAACCAGUUCAGAAACAGUGCACUACUGGGAGGACUGAAGAUUUUCAACCUCACUCUGUCUGAAAUAGACUCUCACCUCCGACAUGCAGAGACGAUGCUGCAGAACUUCAGACAAGAGCUCUCUGCACUCUUCUCUUCCUUCCUGAAGGGAAAGACGGCACAGGAAUACGGUCUGAAUCUACCGAACCAACAAAUCCUCAUCUUUGACUACACACCUGUGUACGAGUUUGUGUCAUCGUUCCUGAACAAAGCAGACAAAGAGGACGGCAGAGCUGCUGCCAUCAUGCAACUGGGAGCUCUUCAGUGCUUUAUUAAGCAUUUUCAAGCAUCAGGGACAAUCAUCUCGCAGUCUCCCAUGGCUCAUGCUACUGAAGCCAAACUGGUGUUAAUGCAGAGGGUCAUAGCGUCAGUGCAGAGACAGAUGGUGAUGGCUGAUUUUACCUCAGAGUUCAUCAACAAACUGCAGGACUUUUACAAGAAGCUCUAUUUACCUGCAGAGCUGAAGAGCCAUAGGAACAGCCUGUGUGUUCGUCCUUGGGAUGAUAUCCUGCUGGUGUCUGUGCUGAGGGGGCAGAACGUGUCGGGCGUCCGCAAAGACAAAGGCAAGAAGGACGUGCUGAUUGAACCGAUUUCUGUGGUUCUACUGAGAGCAGAACUCCUACAGCGACAGCACAGGUACAGAGAAUUGUGUCGCUACCUACGAGUCGUCCAGACUGAUGAUUCAAAACUCUUCCAGCACGUACAAGACCUCGUCCCGUUCUUCAUGUGCAUGGAGGGAGACUUUACGUCCGCUGUGCACAGCUUGCUGCCCUCAGUGAACGCCCCCGCCUCCCGCUUUACUCCACAGCUCUUCCGCUUUUAUCUUUGCGUCUUAAACACAGCAACAGCACCAAAGCUGGUGGUCAGUCAGCCGGCACAGCUCUGUCGCUCUGAUGCAGCAUGGGAGCCAAUUAAAGGUGCUGUGCCACUGGCACGUGCUGUGCUGGUGAGGUUUGCUCUCAGGGUUCACAGAUGCUGCUCUGAAGUCUUGAGUGAUUCUCAGUGUUGGACCAGUUUACUCAGAGUCGUCAACACACUCACCGCCCUCCCAGAACCGAGCCCACAGUUUCUACUUGACAUGAAGGAUGUGGUGAAUAUGAUACUGCUCGACCAGCACGGGUCAAACUUACACAUCCCACGAUUCUUUCAGGAUGUGUACCCAGAUCAGGCCUUGUUGCUGUUGGUAACGGGGGCUUUAGGUUUGAGAAUCGUUGUCGCUCCUCUGAGUCCAGCCCUCCCUGUGCUCAAUACAUUUACGGAGAACACGUGGGCUCUCAGGUGGCUGUGGACCAAUUUGUCCUUCAACCCACAACGCCUCGCUGCCUUCUCACAGGAGAUCUACCAGGAGAUGAAAAACACAGCAGAUGGGGAAAAUUUGCCAGUCUUGCCUCACCUCUUGGUACAGUGUUCUCUGUCUUCAACAGAAAACUGGGACCACACCUACAGCAGUCCAGCGCCUGUUAAAUUCCACUCAUCGCAGUGUCAGCUAGCUGAUCCUCUCCACCAUUUCUAGCUCCAUUUGCACAUAAAAUAACCAAGUUCUGGGCUUGAUUCCACGUUGACGUUCCUGUCAGACACUGCAUUCGCAGCACUCUUUCCUGAGUUGAGCACAGCGGAUGCAGAUGUGAUGUCAGAAUGCAGAUGUCAGAAUGUACCUGGACAGACCGGCCAGGUGUCAACAGA